AUGGUGCCGCAGAAGGAAAUGUCCUCCGUCUACAGGCAAACACGCAAGAGGAUACCAUGCACCAGAGCAAAGCCGCAGAGAGCUGCGAACCCUCCACACACCCAGCAACCAACCAGGUCGAGUCAGACAGCCACGGAAUGCACAUUGCCAAAGCCAACGAAAACACAGUGGACCUCUCCUAAGGCAGAACUACCCCAUACUCCACUUGUCGACGUCCAGCGCAAUGGGUGUUUGGAACGGACAUCAAGAACCCAGAACUCGAGGGUGCCUCACAAAAACUUAACUGGACUCUGGUGA
Molecule: messenger RNA, 297 nt
Organism: Pelobates cultripes (western spadefoot toad)
Lineage: Eukaryota; Metazoa; Chordata; Amphibia; Anura; Pelobatidae
Source: the annotation of a GenBank genome assembly